This is a messenger RNA of Xenia sp. Carnegie-2017, 783 nucleotides long. RefSeq lists its product as uncharacterized. The record is from RefSeq and is a predicted model, not a curated record. Bases 97 to 783 code for a protein of 228 amino acids. The transcript has 2 exons. Lineage: Eukaryota; Metazoa; Cnidaria; Anthozoa; Malacalcyonacea; Xeniidae.
UGGCACUAUUCAAAUUAGUGCCGCUAUAUUUCGAUGCUGUGUGCAGAACUUUUAUCGCUUUUUUGUUGAAUUUUUUUCAUUUUCUUCUUUACCGAAAUGGCAUCAAACGAAGACAUGAAAACAAAAGACAGAGAAGGUUCUGAUGAUGAAAUGUCUGGUGGUGAAACAAUACAUGGAGCUCAGGUCGAACGAAGAAGAUAUGCGGAAUUUGCUCCUUUUGAUGUGUCAAUACAGAAAGAGGAUAAUGAUUGUAAAUAUGUCAUGUACUUUUGGCAUGGUAAACUUCCUAUAAAAAUACAUGAAUUUAACGAACAUGGGUACUAUGUAGAAGCAAAUCCUGAAACAAAUAAAAUUAAGCUCGGAACUGUACAAACAGUGCCAAUCAAUGCUAUGUUCUGUGACAGAGUGAAAGAAUUAUCGUUUCGUUAUGAUAUAUUUAUUCGAUUUAUGGAAAAGUGUCGAGACAUGAAGGAAGUUUUCAGCAUGAUGAAAAAAAUUCAAAAAAAAGGGUACGCGGAACUGGAUUUGUUUGUAAAUGUAAAUGUUCGUUAUUGUUUGGAGUUUGAAUUGCCUCAACAUGGAUGGCCAAUAUUCAUAAAGCAUUAUGAAGAAUUCCCAAGAGAUUUAUGGCGCAUUCCGAUUCAUGAGAGAACCAAGUUAGGUCAAAUACCAAUCCAUGAAUCAUUUUUCACCGAGUUUGCUCCAAAGUAUUUGGAGAUGUAUGAAAAAAUCUACGACUGUUUGAAAGAAGAAGCUGGAAACCAGCAAAACAAUAAAGUGUGA